AUGCUCAAUACCACAUCCCGUCUCCUCCGCCUCUCCACAUCCACAUUCACAAAGCGAAGCCCAGUCACCGUCACCAAAUCCUUCAGCACAACCACCCCUCGCCUCUACGCCGCCAAAAUGGACGCCUUGAAGAAAGUCGGCAACCGCGAGAACGCACCCCCAAAACAUGAAAUGGUGCAUUUCCCCGGCCUCAUGUCCGAAAAGCGAAGCUUCGGCGACUUCCGCACCGUCCUACACACAGGCCUCUACUCCCAAAUCGUCGCCAUGGAAGUCCCCGUGAACGGCGAGAUCGGGGAUGAAGUCCAUCUUGUCGACCAGAUCCUGCUUUUCACAUCCGGUAAAGGGCUGGCGACGGUGAAUGGCAAGGACCAGGAGGUUAAAGCCGGUGAUGUUGUUGUUGUGCCGGCUGGGACACAGCAUCAGUUUGUUACCAAGGGGGAUCAGCCGCUCGAGUUGAUUACGGUCUAUGCGCCUGCGGAGCAUCUGCCGAGUAGUGUGCAUAAGACUAAGGAGGAGGGGGAUAAGGCUGAGGAGGAUGAGAUUGAUGAGGCGCCUGAGUGGGCGUUGAAGCCUAAGGCGGAGAAUGAGAAGAAUGGGUUGGUUAAGGAGAGUGGGAAGUAUUAG
Molecule: messenger RNA, 624 nt
Organism: Alternaria ethzedia
Lineage: Eukaryota; Fungi; Ascomycota; Dothideomycetes; Pleosporales; Pleosporaceae
Exons: 1
Coding region: 1-624 (207 amino acids)
Source: RefSeq, a predicted model, not a curated record